Zychaea mexicana is the source of this 1437-nucleotide messenger RNA. RefSeq names its product Phosphomethylpyrimidine kinase-domain-containing protein. Gene Ontology annotation, molecular function: hydroxymethylpyrimidine kinase activity; phosphomethylpyrimidine kinase activity. Gene Ontology annotation, biological process: thiamine biosynthetic process. Gene Ontology annotation, cellular component: cytosol. NCBI's taxonomy places the organism in Eukaryota, Fungi, Mucoromycota, Mucoromycetes, Mucorales, Lichtheimiaceae. The record is from RefSeq and is a predicted model, not a curated record. Bases 1 to 1437 code for a protein of 478 amino acids. The transcript is spliced from 7 exons.
AUGACAGCCAUUCCUAAAGUAUUGACAAUUGCUGGUAGCGACAGUGGAGGAGGUGCCGGUAUUCAAGCCGACAUUAAGACCUUGACUUCACUGAACGUGUACGGCAGCUCUGUAUUGACUUCACUGACCUCGCAAAACACGUUGGGUGUCGACGGCAUUCAUGACGUACCUACCGACUUUGUACGCAAGCAGUUGGAGGCAGUAUUAAGUGAUAUUGGCACCGACGCAAUCAAAAUGGGCAUGCUUUCGUCUUGUGCCAUUAUCCGCACGAUCGUCGAGACGCUGAAAAAGUAUCCCUACGACAAGCUCGUAGUCGACCCUGUCAUGAUCUCCACCAGCGGCUCCAAGCUAUUGGCUGACGAUGCAAUCCAGACGUUUAUCAACGAACUGUUGCCUAUCACCAUGGUGUUGACGCCCAACGUGCCAGAGGCCGAAGUCUUGCUGGGCAAGGCUACAGGAUCCAUCAAGACGUUGGAAGAUGUACGCGAGGCUGCAAAGCAAAUUGGUGCUCUGGGUCCCAAAUUUGUCUUGGUAAAGGGUGGCCACUUGCCUCAAGAAAUCAAUGGCCAAAAGAAGGUUGUCGAUGUGCUGUAUGAAUCUGCUACAGGUGCUUUUGACGACAUUGUAAACCCCUAUUUGGAUACCAAAGACACGCAUGGCACCGGUUGUACUCUUUCUGCUGCCAUUGCCGGCGAGCUUGCCAAAGGUCAAGAUGUACUUGGAUCUGUCAAGUCUGCCACAACAUAUGUUCAAGACGCGAUCGUGUCAUGCUUGGACUCGCUCGGAAAAGGCGCAGGACCAGUGAAUCAUUUUCACAAUAUCCACGCAAGACCUUACUCUGGCAAUAGCUUCGUUAAAGCUUUGGUCCAGUCUCUUCCUGAAGGUUUAUGGGAUGAAUUUAUCGACCAUCCGUUCGUUCGCGGCAUGGCUGAUGGAACAUUGCCUCGAGAAUCCUUCAUUUAUUAUUUGAAGCAAGAUUACCUCUACCUGCAGCACUAUGCGCGUUCCGCUGCAUUGGCUGCGUAUAAAUCUCCUAACAUUGAUAUGGCCGCCCGAAACGCAAAAAUCAUCAUGCACAUUCAGGAGGAGAUGCAGAUGCAUCUGAAGUACUGUGAAGAAUGGGGCAUCUCUAAAGAAGAUAUCUUGACGACCAAAGAGAGUGUGUACAAUGUUGCUUAUACUCGCUAUGUCCUUGAUAAAGGCGCCACAGGUGAUCAGCUGGAUCUUCAGGUAGCCAUGGCGCCAUGCUUAUUGGGCUAUGGUGAUAUUGGUGUAAACUUAUACAACGAUCCUAAUACCAAACGAGAAUUACUGGAAGAGUUGGCCAUUCAUAACGUGUCAACUUCGCCAAGCCGUUUCAAGGAAGUCUGUGAAAUUUUCGAGCAGGGUACUCGACUUGAGAUUGCAUUCUGGCAAAUGGGUCUCGACCGUAAAUAG